Molecule: messenger RNA, 1402 nt
Organism: Peromyscus eremicus (cactus mouse)
Lineage: Eukaryota; Metazoa; Chordata; Mammalia; Rodentia; Cricetidae
Product: protein arginine N-methyltransferase 9-like
Exons: 7
Coding region: 59-1276 (405 amino acids)
Biological process (GO): peptidyl-arginine methylation
Molecular function (GO): protein-arginine omega-N monomethyltransferase activity; protein binding
Source: RefSeq, a predicted model, not a curated record
GGUCUCUGUUCCCGGAGGAGGGCAUCUUCCUCGAGGGCUUCCGAGCGGAGACUCAGCCAUGCCGAACUCGAGGCCCAGACCCCGCCGCGGCGCCGGGGGUGGCGCAGGGGCGGCCGGCCGGGACCGGCUGGUGGCGCGGUCCUUGCAGAGCGCUGAGCACUGUCUGGGCGCCCAGGACUUCGGCACUGCCUAUGCCCAUUACCUGCUGGUGCUCAGCCUGGCGCCGGAGCUCAAAGACGACGUGAAGGAAACUUUUCAGUAUACACUUUUCAAGUGGGCUGAAGAGCUUGAUGCACUCAGUCGAAUACAAGACUUACUUGGUUGCUAUGAGCAGGCCUUGGAACUAUUUCCUGAUGAUGAAGUGAUUUGCAAUAGUAUGGGAGAGCAUCUCUUCAGAAUGGGCUUUCGAGAUGAGGCAGCUGGGUAUUUUCAUAAAGCAGUGAAGCUCAACCCUGAUUUCAGUGAUGCAAAGGAGAACUUUUACCAUGUUACAAACUGGUUGGUGGAGCGCUGGCACUUCAUCAUGCUUAAUGACGCCAAGAGGAACAGGGUUUAUAAUGCAGCCAUCCAGAAGGCCGUGUGCUUGGGCUCCAAAAGUGUUCUGGAUAUUGGCACAGGAACUGGAAUACUGAGCAUGUUUGCUAGACAAGCUGGUGCGCACUCCGUGUACGCCUGUGAAUUGUCCAGGACCAUGUAUGCGCUCGCCUGUGACAUCGUGGCGGCAAACAAGAUGGAGACUGGGAUUCAGCUCCUCCACAUGAAGUCACUUGAUAUAGAGAUUCCAAAACACAUUCCUGAAAGAGUGUCCCUAGUUGUAACAGAAACUGUGGAUGCAGGUGUGUUUGGAGAAGGAAUUGUGGAGAGUUUAAUUCAUGCAUGGGAGCAUUUACUUCUGCAACCAAAGACCAAAGGAGAAAAGCGAAACUGUGGACAGUAUGGGAAAGUUAUCCCAGCAAGUGCUGUUAUAUUUGGGAUGGCAGUAGAGUGUGCAGAGAUCCGAAGACACCACAGAGUGGGCACUACGGACAUUGCUGGUGUCCAUUUGCCAGCAAAUGUGAAAUUUCAGAGCCCAGCCUACUCUGCUGUAGAUAGUGGAGAAGCAGUUGAACCAUAUACAACUGAGAAGAUGAGUCGGAUCCCUGGAGGGUAUUUGCCUCUGACAGAGUGCUUUGAAAUUAUGAAAGUGGAUUUCAACAGUCUUCAGGUAAAACAAAUCAAGAAGUUAAUUCUUUGUCUCCUCUCCACCCCCCAUCCCAGACAUGGUUUCUCUGUUUAGCAGUCCUGGCUGACCUGGAACUCACUUUGUAGAUUAGGCUGGCCUAGAAAUCAUAGAAAUCCGCCUGCCUCUGUGGUGUGCCACCAUGCCCGGCCCUUAAUUCUUACUUUUAAGAAUUUUAAGAAU